CGGAAAAUGAUGCUGCUAAUUUUAUUUCUGUGCAUCGGAGCUGUUGCAGGGAGGAGAUCACCGCAUGCAGAGUACAUUGAGGAGCUGGAACAGAGUCUGGUUGGUACCCCAAGCGAUGUGCUGGAAGAUGCUAAACUCGACGUGCCUGGUCUUCUAAUCAAAUACGGAUAUCCCUCCGAGAUCCACAGUGUAGAAACAGAAGAUGGUUACAUACUGGAAAUGCACCGGAUUCCUCACGGUAGGAACGAAGGGAGCAGACCUAAACAGAACAGACCGGUGGUCUUCCUGAUGCAUGGUCUUUUAUCGUCUUCAGCUGACUUCUUGGUAUUAGGGCCGAGUACUGCUUUGGGUUACAUCCUAUCCGACGCCGGCUAUGAUGUCUGGUUGGGUAACGCCCGCGGUAACUUCUACUCUCGCAACCACAGACGUCACAAUCCGGACAGCCUCAUCACUCAGAGAUUUUGGAAGUUCAGCUGGGACGAAAUAGGCAAUUACGACCUACCGGCCAUGAUAGAUUACGUUUUAGAGGUCACCGGGCAACAGAAAGUUCACUAUGUCGGCCAUUCCCAAGGCGGAACCACGUUUUUGGUGUUAAAUUCGUUAAGACCGGAAUAUAAUGAGAAGUUCAUUUCCUUCCAAGGGUUGGCACCUGCUUCCUUCUUCACUUAUAAUGAACAUUCAACUUUCAACGCUUUGGCGCCGUAUGAAAAUGUUCUUGAGAGCGCAGCCUUUGCUAUGGGUGUGGGUGAAAUCUUUGGUAACAGGGAAUUCAUGACCUGGUUCGCCACCAACCAUUGCAUCGAGGACUCGAUUUUGUUUCCCUUGUGCACCAACACGCUACCCGGUAUUACUUCCUCUGAAUAUUUUAACUCGACUUUGUUACCACUGAUCCUUGGCCAUACCCCAGCCGGUGCAUCCAUCCGGCAAGUAGCCCACUACGGUCAGUGCAUUCGUUUUGAUGCCUUCCGCCGCUACGACCACGAUCCAAUCAGAAACCUCAUCAACUACGGCCAAUUGCAGCCACCGAACUAUGACCUCAGUAAAAUCACGGUCCCAGCUUAUCUCCACUACGGCUUAAAGGACAGGCAGGUCGACUAUAGGGAUCUUUACCUUUUGGCCAGGAAAUUGCCAAACACAAUAGGCGUUUACAAAGUGGCGCGUGAUAGCUUCAAUCACUUCGAUUUUCUUUGGGCCUCUGAUGUCAAAGAAAUGUUUUAUGAUAGACUAUUGGAGUACUUAAAACUUGCGGAAACGCAAUGUUUCUAA
Bombyx mandarina (wild silkworm) is the source of this 1266-nucleotide messenger RNA. Its product is annotated as lipase 1. Gene Ontology annotation, biological process: lipid metabolic process. Gene Ontology annotation, molecular function: hydrolase activity, acting on ester bonds. Lineage: Eukaryota; Metazoa; Arthropoda; Insecta; Lepidoptera; Bombycidae. The record is from RefSeq and is a predicted model, not a curated record.